AUGUACACACGCAAGGAUAAGGUAGUUUAAGUGUAUGUGAUUGAUAAUCCAAUAGAUUAAGACAGAUGCUAAGUAUUUGAUACCGACCAAAGCUACUCUCUUUGGAUUAGAUGGAAACGAAAUGCAUACAAAAAUAAAUCAAGGGGUAAACGCUCAAUGAACAGAAGCACGAAUGAAAUCGAUGAUCAGUUUCAAGAAUAAAACUAUUCUUUGAAUAGGCAUCAAUUACCAGUUCCAAAAUAACUCUUGUCUAUUGAAAAGAUCAGAAGAUAGGAGAAUGCUAAUAAAUAAUAGGAUGGGGAAAGUGUAAUUCCAAGUGUACUAACAUUGAAAAAUGACGGCUUAAGAAGUUUAAAGUAAUCAUUGCAGAGAAAGCAGACCACAGGGCAUAACUUAGAAGAGCUGAGAAUUAGGAUGUAUGCUACUUAGAGUGGGUUUAAUAAGACAGCCAAUAUUAAUGCUGGAACGAUGAGCAUUAACGAUAAUAUUUUCAAUAACGGAAAUGGCAAUGCAAAUAAUAGCAUGCUAAUUAAUAAGCAGAGUAGCUAAGUAUCAAGAAAUAAUGCAACACUGCCUUUAAAUACCUCAUCUUUUGGAGUAUCAAAAGAUAUAAACUUAAAUCAGACUUCUUCAUUGGCUAUCCCAAGUAUUAAGCAACAUUAAGCAGCUAGUGCUAUGGAUUAUGAGCCUCAAUCAAAGAUUAAAUAUGGCACAUGCUAUGAUAACUUAAUUGAAGAAAGAUUGAAUUAGAAUGUUGGCAAGAAUUUAUCAUUUAUUAAGCCUGAGAGAAAUAGAUCAAAGAAGGAGUUGACAGAAGAAGAAAAACUGAUUAAGCAUCAGAAAAGAUUGUUAAGGUCUCCAAGAGAUGCACUUAUUGAUAACACUAAGAUUUAGCUCACUAAGAUGAAUACUAAGCUUAAGCAAUAAGAACUUGCAGAGAAAAUGCUAGAAAGACAGAAGUAAUACAAUAUAUCAAAUGAUAACAAUGCUAAUCAAGUAGAAGAAUAAUUAGGAUAUUAGCCUUAAGUCAUUAAACGAGCUAAGCUUUUCAAUGAUGAGGAUUACCUAACUAAUCUUGAAAUGAUAGAAAAGCAAGCUAGAGAGCUAGAAGAAGAGCUUGAAUUAGAAGAAAAAGAAAAAAAGUUCAAAUAAAAGAUUAAAAGAUAAAUAUAGAGAGAUCAAGGAGGAGUUGGAGGAUAAAUGUCUAAAUUCUAUAUGACUUAAAAAGGAAAUAACUAGAAUGCCCCUAAUCCAUCUCAUUCUCCAAUUUUAGUGAAGAGAAACAUGGUUAUUUAGAAGGUUAAAUCACAACAUAGGAGUCUUCAUGUGACUUAAAAUAUAAUCAAGAAAACAGCACUACCCUCAUAACUUACUCAAAUUGAAAAAUUGAAACUUAAAGAAUUAGUAGCAGUAGAAGUAUAAAAGUAUAAGGAAAUGGCUGAGAAGAUGUUUAGUGAAAAAAAGAAUUGGUCUAUAAUGAUUUCAGAUGACAUGAAUUUAGAAAGAAAUGAUGUAAUGAAAGGAGUUAAGUUUGAGCAAUUGAAAAAGAGAUUUAUGCAUGACUUCAUUAGAAAAACAAAGGAAUAAAUAAUCAAAGAUAGAUAUCCUAAUAGCUAAGACUUUAAUCAGUAGCAUUAAAAUGUCAUAUUCUCUGAAACUCUCAAAAAUCUAGCAAAUAAAAAGAUAGGAGAAAAAUAGGUUGGAUUAUCUGCUUAAAAAUAAAAUAUUAAUCAACCCUCAAAUUAUCCCUCACAGAUAAACUUAAACAUUAGCCUCAAGAAUAAACCACAACUAGAGGUUCCCAAGAAUACUUAAAGUAAAGACAACAGAGAUAACAGUUUGGUAUCAAUGAGUUAACUUCAUGCCAUCUAGGAGACUCCUUCUCAUGGCAGAGGAUCGAAUGAGCAUGAGUAGGUGGAAUAUGACAAAUUCAAGAAUGACUUUAUUGAUUAUAUGAAAGGUAUCGUUACUAAGGGAGGAACUUCUACCUUAGCAUAGAUGGGAAUAGGGUAUGGUGGUACUCAGGCUAAUCUUAAAUACAAGCGUAAAAAGCUUAGAAUGGAUGAAACUGUUGAGUAAAUAGGUCAAAACAUUAGAAACUCCAUCAUUUAGAGUAGAGCUCAGCAUGAAAGAGUUGGUGUGAUUGAAUUGUAAAGUUUAAAAUAAAACUAUAGAGGACUUUAACACUAAAAAACAGGCAAUCAAAAAGAAGUCACUGCCAAUUGA
Molecule: messenger RNA, 2226 nt
Organism: Stylonychia lemnae
Lineage: Eukaryota; Ciliophora; Spirotrichea; Sporadotrichida; Oxytrichidae
Source: the annotation of a GenBank genome assembly